Messenger RNA from Talpa occidentalis (Iberian mole), 1454 nucleotides. It is a transcript of the gene TSSC4, whose product is annotated as tumor suppressing subtransferable candidate 4. Lineage: Eukaryota; Metazoa; Chordata; Mammalia; Eulipotyphla; Talpidae. The transcript has 2 exons. Bases 204 to 1202 code for a protein of 332 amino acids. The record is from RefSeq and is a predicted model, not a curated record.
GGAGAGGGAGCGUGGGCGCGUGCGCGGGGGCUUUCCCGUCAAGCCGCGGGAGCGGUGGCGCAGGGCCUUGUGGGGGAUGUAGUUCCCGAGCGCAGAGGCCGCGGGGCUCGCCGGGGAGGACUCGGUUUCCCAGCGGGCCGAGCGCGGCGCAAGAUGGAGGCGGCCGUGCGGCGGCGAGCCGGUGCGGCGUGAUCGAGGGACACAUGGCGGAGACGGGGCCAAGCCAGCCCCCACCUGGCUUGCAGCAGGUCGAGCAAGGGACGGAGUACGACGCCCUGCCAAGCGACGCCGUCUCCCUCAGCGACUCUGACUCGGACCUCAGCUUGCCUGGCGGGGUUGAGCUGGAAGCUCUGUCCCCGGAGGGGCUGCCUGGGGAUGCUCAGGAGGAUUCAGACCCUGAAGAGCCGCCACCACCUCCCCAGGGCGCCCCCCCAGCCUCCGUCCAGCCCUUCCACCUGAGAGGCACGAGCCUCCCCUUCUCCCAGCGCAGCAGAAACAUCUUUGACUGCUUGGAGGGGGCGGCCAAGCGGGCUCCGCCCUCCGUAGGCCAAGGUGGUCUGGGUGACCUGGGGGGCUUCCCAUGGCCCCCUGCUCCCGCUAGCCAGCCUCCAGCUGGGGGCCUGGGCAGGGACAGUUUGACCCCCGCCCCCCGGAGGGGAGCCCCCGUCCCUGACUACGUGGCCCAUCCUGAGCGCUGGACCAAGUACAGCCUGGACGACGUGGCUGAGGUUAGCGAGCAGAGCAACCAGGCCGCUGCCCUGGCCUUCCUGGGUGCGCAGAGCCUGGCUGCACCCCAAGACUACACGCCCUCCUUCAACCAAGAUCCCUCCAGCUGUGGGGAGGGGAGAGUUGUCUUUAGCAAGCCAGCCCGAGCUGGCGAGGCCAGGUCUGAGAGAAAGCGGGUCCUGGGGAAGGCAGGAGAGCCAGGCAGGGACACCCCUGGCCACCCGGGAGCAGCGGGGGCCGAGGGCCCCGUGGAGUUGACCCACCUGGCUGCGCUUGGGAGCCCAGAGGCCGAGGACCCGAGUGGCCCCCAAGGGGGUCUGCAGGAGGCGAGCACACCGGAGGGGGCCGAGCAGGCUGGGGCCGUGGCGGGGCCCCCAGCGGUGGAGACUGUUGGCUUCCAUGGCGCCAGGAAGCGGAGUAGAGGCCACUUCCGGAGCAGGAGCAGCCGCGCGGAGGACCCGGGUGCUGAGGGCUGAGGGGAGGUGGCCCUGCUGGCCUGGGGCCUUAGGGAUGGGGUGUGGGCCUGCAGGCUGCCUGCCGGUGAUGCUGGCAGUCCUGGCUUUGGCUGGCAUGGUCUCCGGGUCAGGGCAGCCCCCGGAUCCUGGUCCCCAGGAGCGGAGACCUGGCCAGGGCGCAGCCAGGGGCGCCAGAGGCCGGGUGGCCGCGCGGGAACAGUAAAGAUGGCUGUGACUCUUCAGUUCCGUGUCUCUGUGGCUGGCCCCGUCUCU